ACGUGAACAAUGUCCUGUGUGUGGGAAUGUGAACGCUGUGGCCUAAAGGUUCCAACGGACAACGUUGGUCAGAUCCGUUGAGGGCUAAGAAGCAGUCAGACCAGACCGCUUUCAGUGGGCAGGAGCGUGGUGUUCAGAGACUAUUUGUACUACUUGUACCUACCAAUAUUACUACUUGCCAAAAGCUGGUUGGAAGACUGUUCUAAGUGGUUGGACUGUCCCUGAGAAAAGAAUAUGGAUUCUGAAAGCAUGGAUUCUGAAAAUACAGAAACUGAAAAUAUGGAAACUGAAAAUACUGAACCUGAAAACAUGGAAGUUGAAACUGUUUCUUCAGUUUCUGCUCUACAAGCCCUUUCUAAGCUGCUUUAUCCUGAAGAGGAGGAUUUUGAGUUCGGACAGCCAAACUGUUCAUCUGCCAUCGGAGCAAUGGGUCCUGGCAAUAUUGGGCCGCCAAAAACAGAAAUGCUCAAAGUCAUCCCUCAAACAAGUGAUGGAAAUAGAGAGAACAUCUGGAAUGCCAAUGAGGUUCCAGAAGGGGCAGAGCAUGGUGACAUGUGGGAUGCUAGAGAAAUACCAGAAUACGAGAUUGUAUUCAAACAGCAUGUGGGAACUGAAGAUAUAUUCCUAGGAUUAUCAAGGAAAGACACAUCAACAGCAUGUUGUGAAGAUCUAGUGGUUAAAAUUAAGCUGCCAAAUACAAACCCUUCUGAAAUUAAAAUUGAUAUCCAGGAGACGAUCCUUGACCUUCGUACUCCAAAUAAGAAGCUGAUGGUAACCCUUCCCCAUCCUGUGGAAUGCAACAAUGCCAAAGCUUUCUACAUUCGAGAGACUGAGACUCUUGAAGUUACCAUGACUAUGAAAAGAGAAUUGGAUUUUGUGAAUUUCUUCUGAAAUUCAUUGAAUAAGGAGGGAAAGUGGUAGAAUAGCAUGGAUAAAAAUAAAAGCAUAAAA
Talpa occidentalis (Iberian mole) is the source of this 951-nucleotide messenger RNA. It is a transcript of the gene DNAAF6, whose product is annotated as dynein axonemal assembly factor 6. Gene Ontology annotation, cellular component: cytoplasm. The coding region runs from base 235 to 891 and encodes 218 amino acids. The transcript has 7 exons. NCBI's taxonomy places the organism in Eukaryota, Metazoa, Chordata, Mammalia, Eulipotyphla, Talpidae. The record is from RefSeq and is a predicted model, not a curated record. Gene Ontology annotation, biological process: axonemal dynein complex assembly; flagellated sperm motility. Gene Ontology annotation, molecular function: protein-folding chaperone binding; dynein intermediate chain binding.